This is a messenger RNA of Medicago truncatula (barrel medic), 4013 nucleotides long. RefSeq names its product putative multidrug resistance protein. Gene Ontology annotation, cellular component: membrane. The record is from RefSeq and is a predicted model, not a curated record. Bases 36 to 3773 code for a protein of 1245 amino acids. Lineage: Eukaryota; Viridiplantae; Streptophyta; Magnoliopsida; Fabales; Fabaceae. Gene Ontology annotation, biological process: transmembrane transport. Gene Ontology annotation, molecular function: ABC-type transporter activity; ATP binding; ATP hydrolysis activity. The transcript has 7 exons.
UUGAGCUGAUCUUGGCAUGCUGUGCUGCUAAGAAUAUGGGAAACAAAGGUGGAUUUUUACGUUAUGCAGAUGGUGUUGACAAGUUGCUAUUAUUCUUUGGAACUUUGGGUUGCAUUGGUGAUGGCAUACAAACUCCACUCACUAUGCUUGUUCUUGGCAGUUUGAUAGAUGAUUAUGCUCGUGGUGGUUCUGAACAUAUUGUGUCCAUUCAUAAUAUCAACAAGUAUGCUCUCAAGCUACUUGGUAUUGCCCUUGGAGUUGCUUUUUCUGCUUUUAUUGUUGGAGUAUGCUGGACAAGAACUGCAGAAAGACAAACUUCGCGGAUGAGGAUUGAAUAUCUAAAAUCAAUCCUAAGACAAGAAGUUGGUUUCUUUGACAAGCAAACUAACUCUUCUACAACCUUCCAAGUAAUUGCCACCAUAACUUCUGAUGCUCAAACAAUCCAAGACACCAUGUCUGAUAAGGUUCCUAAUUGUCUUGUUCAUCUCUCAGCAUUUUUCUCUAGCUUUAUAGUGGCACUCUUCCUCUCCUGGAGACUUGCAGUAGCUGCUUUUCCAUUUUCAAUUAUGAUGAUCAUGCCAGCACUCAUAUUUGGAAAUGCUAUGAAAGAGCUGGGUGGUAAAAUGAAGGAUGCAUUCGGAGUUGCUGGUAGCAUAGCAGAACAAGCAAUCUCAUCGGUUCGAACUGUUUACUCGUACGUAGGUGAGAAGCAAACACUGAAGAGAUUCAGUUCUGCUCUUGAAACAUGUAUGCAGCUUGGCAUAAAGCAAGGUCAGACAAAGGGAGUGGUUGUUGGAAGUUUUGGGUUGUUAUAUGCUACCUGGGCAUUCCAAUCUUGGGUUGGAAGUGUUCUGGUUAGGACCAAAGGAGAAAAGGGUGGCAAGGUGUUUUGUGCUGAAAUAUGUAUUAUUUGGGGAGGAUUGUCUCUGAUGAGUGCACUACCAAAUCUGGCUUCCAUAUUAGAGGCGACAAUAGCAGCUACGCGGAUUUUCGAGAUGAUUGACAGAAAGCCAACCAUAAACUCUACAAAAGAAAAAGGAAGGAUUUUGAAGCAUACAAGAGGAGAGAUUACAUUUAAAGAUGUUGAGUUUAGUUACCCUUCAAGGCCAGAUACCCUGAUUCUCCAAGGACUCAAUCUUAAAGUUCAGGCAUGUAAAACAGUGGGCCUGGUUGGAGGAAGUGGUUCUGGAAAAUCUACUAUAAUCUCUUUGCUUGAAAGAUUCUAUGAUCCUACAUGUGGUGAGAUAUUGCUUGAUGGUUUUGACAUAAAAAGACUACACCUUAAGUGGUUUAGGUCCCUGAUAGGAUUGGUAAAUCAAGAGCCAAUUCUAUUUGCAACUUCCAUAAGAGAGAACAUUCUAUUUGGAAAGGAAGGAGCUUCAAUGGAAGAUGUCAUAACCGCAGCAAAAGCAGCGAAUGCACAUGAUUUCAUUGUCAAACUUCCAAAUGGCUAUGAAACUCAAGUAGGACAACUAGGAGCUCAAUUGUCUGGAGGACAAAAACAAAGGAUUGCUAUUGCAAGGGCUUUAAUAAGAGAUCCUAAAAUUCUACUACUUGAUGAAGCCACCAGUGCUUUGGAUUCACAAUCUGAAAGAGUGGUACAAGAUGCACUUGACUUGGCUUCUAGAGGUAGAACAACAAUCAUCAUCGCUCAUCGCCUUUCCACGAUUCGUAAGGCUGAUUCAAUAGUAGUUCUUCAAUCAGGAAGGGUGGUUGAAAGUGGUUCUCACAAUGAGCUACUCCAACUGAACAAUGGACAAGGUGGGGUUUACACCGAAAUGCUAAAUUUGCAGCAAACAAGUCAAAAUGAAAAUGCACAGCAUCAAAUAAACAAGAGCCCUCGUGCAAUGGAAAAUCCAAUAACAAGUUCAAAUCCAAGCCGGAAAAGUACUCCAAUUCAUCAUGCAUUUAGCCCUGCACAACCAUUUAGUCCCAUAUAUUCAAUCAGUGUUAUCGGCUCUAGCUUUGAUGAUGACUACAGCAGUGAAAACGUGGAGAAACCUUACAAAUCAAACAUCUCUCACUGGCGUUUGCUACAAAUGAAUGCUCCUGAGUGGAAGUAUGCUUUGUUUGGAUGUUUAGGGGCCAUUGGCUCAGGAAUAUGCCAACCAUUUUAUUCCUAUUGCUUAGGAAUAGUUGCUUCUGUCUAUUUCAUUGAUGAUAAUGCUCGGAUCAAAUCACAAAUCAGGUUGUACUCAAUCAUCUUCUGCUGCAUAUCGGCUGUGAACUUCGUCUCAGGCCUCAUUCAGCAUCACAAUUUUUCCAUCAUGGGAGAGCGUUUGCUGAAAAGGGUGCGAGAGAAUUUGCUCGAGAAAGUGUUAACCUUUGAGAUAGGAUGGUUUGAUCAAGAGGAGAACACAAGUGCAGUAAUCUGUGCACGCUUGGCGACCGAAGCUAACUUGGUUCGAUCCCUCGUUGCAGAAAGAAUGUCGUUGUUAGUUCAAGUCUCCGUUACUGCAUUGCUGGCUUUUGUACUUGGUUUAAUCGUUACAUGGAGGGUAGCUAUUGUCAUGAUUGCUAUGCAGCCUUUGAUCAUUUCAUGUCUCUAUUCAAAAACCGUUCUCAUGAAGAGUAUGUCAGGAAAAGCAAAAAAUGCUCAAAGAGAUGCUAGUCAAUUAGCAAUGGAAGCUACUACCAACCACAGGACUAUCGCCGCAUUCUCAUCUGAGAAAAGGAUACUAAAUUUGUUCAAAACUGCUAUGGAUGGCCCUAAGAUGGAAAGCAUCAAGCAAUCAUGGAUUUCAGGUUCCAUAUUGUCUAUGUCACAGUUCAUAACAACAGCAUCUAUAGCUUUGACUUUUUGGUACGGAGGCAUAUUAUUAAAUCGUAAACAAGUCGAAUCAAAGCAACUCUUGCAAGUUUUCCUCAUUUUGAUGGGAACUGGUAGACAAAUUGCUGAUACAGGAAGCAUGACUUCUGACAUAGCUAAAAGUGGAAAAGCCAUUAGUUCAGUAUUUGCAAUACUGGAUAGGAAAACUCAGAUUGAACCUGAAGAUACUAGACACACAAAGUUUAAAAAGAGUAUGAAGGGUGAUAUAAAACUGAAAGAUGUGUUUUUCUCAUAUCCUGCAAGGCCAGACCAAAUGAUUCUCAAGGGUCUCAGUCUUGAGAUUGAAGCCGGCAAAACAAUUGCAUUAGUCGGACAAAGUGGCUCAGGAAAAUCCACCAUCAUUGGCUUAAUUGAAAGAUUUUAUGACCCUAUUAAGGGAUCCAUAUUCAUAGACAAUUGUGACAUCAAAGAACUUCAUUUGAAAAGUUUGAGAUCACAUAUUGCAUUGGUGAGUCAAGAGCCUACACUCUUUGCUGGAACCAUACGCGACAACAUUGUAUACGGGAAGGAAGAUGCAUCAGAGGCUGAAAUAAGAAAAGCCGCACGUCUUGCAAAUGCUCAUGACUUUAUAAGUGGAAUGAGAGAAGGGUAUGAUACAUACUGUGGAGAAAGAGGAGUGCAGCUAUCAGGAGGACAGAAGCAAAGGAUAGCAAUAGCUAGAGCAAUGUUGAAGAAUCCACCAAUACUUCUGUUAGAUGAGGCAACAAGUGCUCUUGACAGUGUAUCAGAGAAUCUUGUACAAGAAGCAUUGGAGAAAAUGAUGGUUGGAAGAACAUGUGUAGUUAUAGCUCACCGUUUGUCAACAAUACAAAGUGUUGAUUCCAUAGCUGUGAUUAAAAAUGGAAAGGUGGUGGAACAAGGUUCUCAUUCACAGUUACUGAAUGAUAGAUCAAAUGGGACUUAUUACUCUUUAAUUAGGCUACAACAAAGUCAUUCAACUUGAUAUGUUGUGUAAACAAUUAGUUAGUAUAUGAGUUUCUGGGAUUAUUAUUGCUUUUGGUUAUAUUAUUUCAGUAUAUGGGAGUCCACUUAUUAUAUCACUGUGUGCAAUUUAGAAUAACACAUAUCUGUAUAACUAAUCCUGGAUUCCUGGUCAAGGUUGGAGCAAGGAACAAGUUUAAAAAAGUAUAAUUUAGUAAAUAAAAAAUAAAUUUUUAAAGAAAUUCUAAGAUAUAUCCGAAAC